Drosophila rhopaloa is the source of this 804-nucleotide messenger RNA. RefSeq lists its product as uncharacterized. The record is from RefSeq and is a predicted model, not a curated record. Gene Ontology annotation, cellular component: extracellular region. NCBI's taxonomy places the organism in Eukaryota, Metazoa, Arthropoda, Insecta, Diptera, Drosophilidae. Gene Ontology annotation, molecular function: chitin binding. The transcript is spliced from 2 exons. The coding region runs from base 10 to 708 and encodes 232 amino acids.
CACUUAAAGAUGCUACGUCUACUGAUCUUUCUGGGAGUGGGUAUCCGUAUCCUGGGCUGCCAAGCAGCCUGCAAUACGUGCGACAUGACCACUGGCGUGUCCUGCGUAUCGGAGACCGAGUUCCAGUUCUGCUCCACGUUGGGCGUGGCCAUUGGAGGCCUGUACAGCUGCCCCACGGACUACUAUUGCACAGCCAGUUCACCUAUUUGCAGUUCCGUGGCAGGCUCCGAAACUUGUACAGGAUGCAAUAGGUGCAGCUCGGAUAAUCGGUUUGCCUGCACCGGUCGCCACACGUUCUCCCUGUGUCUAGGAUUAAGUACACCCAGUGCAUCGAUUAAUGGAAGUUGCGGCUCGAAUUUGGUGUGCAACGUGGAAAACCCCAAUAUCUGCGGCAGUCCCACCUUGUUCGCAGUAACCUGCACUGGAGACAAUCCUCAAAACUGCGAUUCGACGGCCAUCUCAGAUGCCAACGAAUAUUGUCGAUCCAUUAAAACAAACGGAAGAUUUCCCUAUGGCAGAGUUACCUCAACUACCUGCAAACAAUAUGUGAACUGUUUUACUUCUGCUGGCAUAUUCUAUGGCAACGUAUACACUUGUCCCGGAAAUACUUACUUUGACAGUACCUCCCGCCUUUGCACCACCCAAACUCAGGCUAGAUGCUCGGAUACAGUAUCUUGUUUGACUUUAAAUAACCGAUUGUUGCUGUAGAGCUCAAAUUUGAAGGGCUAGGGUAUCUUUAUUGUGGUGUUUAUCAUAGGGCAAUGGGAUCUUAAUCAAAUAAACUAAGUGCAUUAUAAAAGCAAA